Molecule: messenger RNA, 6742 nt
Organism: Drosophila sulfurigaster albostrigata
Lineage: Eukaryota; Metazoa; Arthropoda; Insecta; Diptera; Drosophilidae
Gene: asp
Product: protein abnormal spindle
Exons: 7
Coding region: 316-6462 (2048 amino acids)
Biological process (GO): spindle organization; establishment of meiotic spindle localization; mitotic cell cycle
Cellular component (GO): spindle pole
Molecular function (GO): protein binding
Source: RefSeq, a predicted model, not a curated record
AUUUUAUUAAAAUUCAAAUUUUCCACUCGUUUCAUAAAAUUGCCAUUCACAGCGCAGCGGCGUUGCCACUUACUAGUGCGAAAUGCGCUAAAUUAUACCAAAUCGCAUUCGUCACCGAAGCAACCCUUGCAAUCUAUUUUCAAAAUGGCAACGGCGUGAGCGGCGCUUUGUUUCGAGUCUACGUUUUUAAUUUGUUUCGGCGCUAAAUCUGGUUAAUAGUGUUAAUUGUGGCGUCAGAGUUUUAAGUUUAUUCAGUUCUGUGGCUUGUAAUUUGAUAUUGUUGAUUGGUAUUGAACCGUUAACGCGCUAAUUAAAAUGAGCGCUUUUGAGAUUACUGUAACUCCAUCGCGUAUUAAGCAAAAGAAGCGAGUCGAAGGCCGCGAACCGGCUAUCGUGGUAAUGGCUCCAUUCUCAGCCAAGGCAAUUGUGCAGUUCGAAGAUGUUCCCAUUGGAAAAACAGCAAAGCGUAUUGUGCGUAUUAUGAAUCCCAGUGACGAGGAUAUUGAGGUCAGAGUAACAAAACCCAUCAAAGAGGACCACAAUCUCAGCCUGGAAUGGAUGGAACGUAGUGUUCCAGCUCGCGACGAGGUUGUCAUGGAAUUAGUGUGGAAUCCACAGAUUGAUGUUGCCUGUAAAGAAACACUGCAGUUACUCGACAAUCGCAAUUUUCGCAAAGACGUUAUGAUUAUUCUGAAGUCCAGAAGCAUGCAACCAUCAAGGACAACACGUAAGUUUCCUACAAUUGGCAAGACGCUGCAGCUCAAGUCUCCGACUAGCAGUACUAAGAUGCUCAAGAAUAGUACGGCAGCAGCAGCUGUGCAACAAAAGAAACGUGUGUCCAGUUGCAAUUCCAGUUCAGCAGUUGCCACAGCAACAGCAGUAAAGCAGACGUGGCGCAACAGCGCUGCUGCUGCACGUACAAGGACGUCCACAUCUACAGUGACAGCUCAAGCGCCUCUAAGCGAGCGGAAUGUGUAUAGAGCUGCAUCAAUUAUUUCUCCUCAGGGGCGUAAUCUGAAAGAGAAUGUUAGUCCGAAGACUCCUGGCAGUGUCAUCAAUUUAAUUGAUAAGAUGCAAUUCACACCUAUUGUCGAAGUGUCACAUGUCGCAAAAUCAUUGCCUGACAAUCUUGUUAACUGGCCCACUCCCACAUUGAACUUACCUGGACAAACUGCAGCACAUAACGCAGAGGAGUUGCACCCACGUCGUCUGCCCUCCUCACUGGAUGAGGAACAAACCAUUUCUAACCAGACAUUUGAUGUAAAACUGUCCGAAACAAUGAAUAUCUCUGCAGACACUUUAGAUGGUUCACGCAACGAUCUGUUGCAGCAGACACCAUCGAUUACGCUUAACAAGACCACGACAAUUGUGCCAGCCAUGCAAAUGCGUGCUUUGACAUGCAUACGAGAAGAGGACUCAAGUCCACCAAAUAUGGCAGGCCAGUUGCCGUCGAAAAUACGUGACUUGAAGCGAGAUAUUCAUGUUGUGGGCUCACCGUUGCGCAAGUACAGUGAAUCUAUGAAGAAUCUAUCGCUGCUAUCCCCACAAUCAAAGCUUGCCAUACAAGGUUCGAUGCCCAAUCUUAAUGAAAUGUUGCCGCUUCGUUCCAUUGAACAGAAUCGUUAUUAUCAGCAAUCGCAACAGAUACCCUCGUCAGCGAACAUGUUCCUCGAUAAUUCAGAUUCCAGCGAGAUAAGCGUUGUUUCCCAGCAAGAUGUGCUGUUCAAUCAGUGCGAGAUUCUGGCACAAUCGAGCCACUGUAAUUUACACGAAUCAGUAAAGAAAACGCACAAGAUCGAUCACUUGGCACUGACCCAUAUUCAGCAGCGUCGUAGCAAGGAAACAAAAGUAAGCAGCGGCCACAAGCGUCGCUCACAUGAGUUGAGCUUCUCGGAUGCCCCCAGCAGCGAAUCAAUUCAUCGUAAUGAAACUAUGGCCAUUUCACCACCGAAGCGACAAAGAUAUGAACCCAGUUGUUAUACACCGACCAAUGCCUCUGCGCGUAACUCCAAAGCAUGGCCGCAUGCGCAGUCCAAAAAGUUUAAAUUGUCUCAAACGAUGUCGCUGUUGAAAAAGCCGGUUGAACCGCGCAAGACGCGACAGCAACCUUCCGUUAAACUUUACGAUUCCGAUCUGUACAUGCAGUCAUAUAUUAAUCCAGAUCCUUUUGCUGCAAGUACCACUGUCGAUCCAUUUUUGGCUUCAACUAUGUAUUUAGAUGAGGAGGCUGUAGAACGUCACCAAACAGACUUUAAAAAGUGGCUAAACGCUUUAGUUAGCAUACCAGCAGAUUUAGAUGCAGAUAACAAUAGUAAAAUCGAUGUGGGCAAGCUAUUCAACGAGGUGCGUAAUAAGGAGUUGUCAUUGGCGCCCACUAAAGAGGUGCAAUCGAUGAAUUACUUAACCACGUUUCGUCUGGAAACACUGCGUCGCGCCGCAGUUGAACUGUUCUUCAGCGAACAAAUGCGCUUACCGUGCUCCAAAGUUGCCGUUUACGUCCAAAAACAGGCGUUGCGCAUUCGAAGUGACCGCAACCUCCACCUAGAUGUGGUCAUGCAGCGCACAAUACUCGAGCUAUUGCUCUGCUUCAAUCCGCUGUGGCUGCGUCUGGGCCUAGAAGUAGUGUUUGGGGAAAAGCUUCAUCUGCAAUCGAAUCGCGAUAUUGUCGGCCUCAGUACAUUCAUUCUAAAUCGUCUGUUUCGCAACAAGUUCGAGGAGCAGAAGUACAGCAAGGCGUAUACUUUAACCGAAGAGUACGCGGAGACCAUAAAGAAGCACACGCUACAAAAGACUUUGUUUCUUCUGUUGUUCCUGGAUCAAGCUAAACAACGACGCAUUGUUAAGCAUAAUCCAUGCUUGUUUGUCAAGAAAUCGCCACACAAGGAAACAAAAGAUAUUCUUCUACGCUUUUCAUCUGAGCUGCUGGCGAACCUAGGCGACAUCACACGUGAAUUACGCCGCAUGGGAUAUGUAUUGCAGCAUAAGCAGACGUUCCUCGACGAGUUUGAUUAUGCCUUCAACAAUCUGGCCAUCGAUCUGCGAGAUGGUGUGCGUCUAACACGUGUCAUGGAGGUCAUCCUGCUGCGCGAUGAUCUCACCCAGCAGUUACGGGUUCCAGCGAUUUCUCGCUUGCAGCGUAUAUUCAACGUUAAGCUCGCUUUAGGGGCCUUGCAAAAUGCAAAUUUCCAGCUCGGUGGGGACAUCACCGCAGCUGACAUCGUUGAUGGCUAUCGGGAGAAGACAUUGUCGCUGCUCUGGCAAUUGUGCUACAAGUUUCGAUCGCCCAAAUUUAAUGCUGCUGCUCGUGUUCUGCAGCUGUGGUGGCGACGUCGCUGGCUGCAUGUUUUUAUUAGACGUCGCAUUCGUGAUAGAGCUGCGAUUCGCAUACAAGCCGCCUUCAGGGGUCAUCAAAUGCGCAAGUUCGUUAAAUUGUAUCGUGUGGAGCGCCUACAAGCUAUAAUCGUUCUACAGAAAUACACUCGUCGCUACUUGGCCCAGAAACAUUUGUAUGAAAUGUAUCAGAAAAUCGUUAGCAUUCAGGCCUGGUGGCGUGCGCAGCGCCUGGGUCGCCUGGUGCGUCAAGAGUUCUUCCAUCUGAGAGAAUCGACAAUAUUCCUUCAAAGGAUUUUCCGUCGCCGCAUGUUCUCGAAGAAACUGCUGGCGUAUGCGGCUAGAGAACGCUUGCAACGUGAUCAAAUACAUCAAGCUGCUGCUUCUUGCAUCCAACUGCAUUGGCGUGCUCUUCGCUGUGCGAGGGAACAGCGAAAAACGUACGUUCAUCAAAGACAAUUGAUAAUCUUCGUACAGAAUAGAUGGCGAGGUAAGAGACUCGCUCAGCAAAAACGCAAAGAUUUUUUGAUUCUUCGAGAGGCGGCUGUAAUUUUGCAAAAUCGAUAUCGUGCUCGUUUGGAGAUGCUUAGGUGCUAUCAACGUUAUAAUCUUCAACGUCGUAGUGCUAUAAUAUGGCAGCGUUAUUGGAGGGCUACAAUCAAGAUGCGUAAACAGCAUGAAAGCUAUCAUAAACUCAAAACCGCUGUGAGGGUGCUUCAGGUAAAGUACAGGGCUCGACUUCAAAUGCGCCGGCAACGACAGGAGUAUUUGCGACUGAGAAAUGCUGCAGUAUUCCUGCAGACGCUAUAUCGAGCUCGUCUGGAAAUGCAACAAGUGCGGAGUACUUUUGUGAAGGAUCGACAAUGUAUUGUUAACUUGCAAGAACGAUGGAGAGCAACGCUUGAGAUGCGACGACAGUAUCGCUCUUAUCAGCAGCUGAGAUUUCACAGCAUCGUGCUGCAAAACAAAUUUCGGGCACGAGUGCAGAUGCGGCGGCAGCGCGAAGAUUUCACUAAGAUGAAGAACUCUGUUAUAAAAAUCCAGAGAUUAUAUCGCGCUCGACAAUUGAUGAGGACACAGAGAGCGCAGUUCGUGCGUCUUCAACAGUCAGUUGUACUUAUUCAGCAACGCUUCCGAUCCUUUAGACAAAUGCGAUACAUAAGUGCCAAGUAUCGCGGCACCCGAGCUGCUAUUUCUUGUCUCCAGAUGCACUGGCGCAACUAUUUGCUGACCAAAAGACAGCGUUGCACUUAUUUACAUCUUCGUGAUGCAACCAUAACCAUUCAGAGACACUACCGUGCUCAUUUGGCUAUGCGCAAAGAUAGAGACAGUUACCAGCAUCUGAAACAAAUUACAAUUCAAGUACAACAUCGCUAUCGUGCUCAGGUACAAAUGCGAUACAUAAGUGCCAAGUAUCGCGGCACCCGAGCUGCUAUUUCUUGUCUCCAGAUGCACUGGCGCAACUAUUUGCUGACCAAAAGACAGCGUUGCACUUAUUUACAUCUUCGUGAUGCAGCCAUAACCAUUCAGAGACACUACCGUGCUCAUUUGGCUAUGCGCAAAGAUAGAGACAGUUACCAGCAUCUGAAACAAAUUACAAUUCAAGUACAACAUCGCUAUCGUGCUCAGGUGUCCAUGCGAGUGCAACGUGCCAUAUAUGAAUAUGAGAGAGCACUUAUUAUGCAAAUGCAACAGAGAAUACGCGCUAAGUUGGCUAUGAUAUCAGCAAAGAACAAUUAUCAAAGAGAAAGGCAGGCUGCAGUCCGUAUACAGGUCUGGUGGCGAAGUUUUCUAGCUAUGCGAUUGUAUCGUAGAAACUUUCAACGGCUUCGCACAAGUACAAUAACAUUGCAGCGUAAAUGGCGAGAUACUAUACAAGCACGUGUACACAGACAGAUGUUCUUGGCAACUAUUCAAAAAGCGAGAUUACUACAAGGUUGGGUGCGGUCCUUAAUGCUAAUGAGACAGCAGCGUGCUCAGUAUCAGAGACAGAGAGAGGCUGCCGUUGUAAUCCAACGUCAUUAUCGGGCUCGUCUAGCUAUGAUCAGUACAAGGAUUCAAUAUCAGAGACUAAGAUCGGUUGCCAUUAGUAUACAGUUAAAGUUCCGUGCCAGACAAAGUAUGAUUGAGAAGCGCAAUGAGUUCUUGCAACUUCGAAAAACUGCAAUUCACCUGCAACAAAAGUUCCGUGGGAAACGUUUGGUGUUGGUUCUACAAAAGCAAUUCCACCUCUUGACCCAAUGCACUGGCAAUUUCCAAGCGCAUGCACGUGGUUUUCUUGCCCGAAAGCGUUUCCAGGCUCUAAUGACUCCUGAAAUGAAGGAGCUUCUGCGUCAAAAGAGAGCGGCGAAAGUUAUACAAUGUUACUGGCGGGGAUAUCUUACUCGUCGAAAACAACGACAUGCCGGUCUUUUAGCUAUUCGACAGCGUCUAUUGCAACUUCGUCAGCAGGCUACAGCUAUUAAUUCGGUACGGUCUAAGGUUCAGGACUCAGUUCGAAUUUUACGUGGCCGAUUUAUUGCCUCGGAUGCUUUACCCGUUUUAAAUCAGCUAGAUCGUCUGUCUCGAACAGUACCUCAUCUACUAAUGUGGUGUUCAGAAUUUAUGUCCCACUUCUGUUACGGCAUCAUGGCACAGGCUAUUCGUUCAGAGGUUGAUAAGCAACUGAUCGAGCGUUGUAGUCGUAUUAUUCUCAAUUUAGCACGCUAUAAUAGCACUACAGUGAAUACUUUUCAGGAGGGCGGUCUAGUAACCAUUGCCCAGAUGCUUUUGCGAUGGUGCGAUAAAGACAGUGAAAUUUUUAACACCUUAUGUACGCUUAUUUGGGUAUUUGCCCACUGUCCAAAAAAGCGAAAGAUUAUUCACAACUACAUGACCAAUACAGAAGCAAUCUACAUGGUCCGUGAAACGAAAAAGCUUGUUGCCCGCAAGGAAAAGAUGAAGCAGAAUGCUCGAAAGCCAUUGAUCAGUGCGUUUAGUCGUUAUGGACAACAAACACCGACUUUUCAACCGAGAUCUUUGCCCAGCUUAGAGCCGGAUUUUGGAAUCAUACGAAGUAGUCCAUAUACAUUUAUAUCGUCAGUGUUUGCAUUUGAUACUAUUUUAAGCAAGUUGAGGAUUGAUUUAAUUUGAUAUAUUUUAAAUGAAUAAGUUGCCUGUACGAGUAGAAGAGCUCAUUAUAAAUCUGUAGUUAAUUGUUACAAUUGUUUUGAUUGAUGUUUCGUAAUAAUAUGAUGUAAUUUAAUGUUGAUUGAUGUUUCGUAAUGAUAUGAUGUAAUUUAAUGUAGUGUUCAAUGUUUAUUAAAUGAUUAUGUUUUAUUGCAACAAAAAGUUUUGGUUUUGUCUUUUUGCUUGCACAGUUUUGCAGUGCCCAGAUUACUGUUUAUUAAAAUAUAUUCACAAAACAAUUACA